This is a messenger RNA of Calidris pugnax (ruff), 1681 nucleotides long. It is a transcript of the gene RWDD4, whose product is annotated as RWD domain containing 4. Lineage: Eukaryota; Metazoa; Chordata; Aves; Charadriiformes; Scolopacidae. The record is from RefSeq and is a predicted model, not a curated record. The transcript is spliced from 8 exons. Gene Ontology annotation, molecular function: protein binding. The coding region runs from base 104 to 664 and encodes 186 amino acids.
GGGUGAGCCGUGCUACCCUCAGGGGAGGUGUGUCCGGGGGGGCCGCCGGUGGGGCCGCCCCGCCUCGGCGGCCGUGACGGGAAGGGCGGGAUCUCCGCGCGCCAUGGCGGCCAACGAGGACCAGGAGAUGGAGCUGGAAGCCCUGCGCUCCAUCUACGAGGGAGACCUGUGCUUCAGGGAGCUUAGCCCCGUUUCCUUCCAGUACAGGAUAGGUGAAAAUGGAGAUCCCAAAGCCUUUCUAAUAGAAGUUUCUUGGCCUGAAACAUACCCACAAACAGCACCAGUCAUAUCCAUGGAUGCUUUCUUCAACAACACAAUAUCUUCAGCUAUUAAACGAAGUAUAUUGGAUAAGUUAAUGGUAGAAGUUGAAGCAAAUCUUGGAACUGCAAUGACAUACACGCUUUUUGAAUAUGCCAAAGAUAAUAAAGAGUUGUUCAUGGAAAAUCAGCCUGUUAACACUGUGACUUCAGUAAGCAAUAGUAUUGCAAUUGGAACUCCUGAUGUACCAGCAAGUAAGAAAAAAGAUAAAAAGGAGCAGUUAUCCAAAACCCAGAAACGAAAACUAGCUGAUAAAACAGAUAACAAAGGGGAGCUCCCGCGAGGAUGGAACUGGGUGGACGUAAUUAAGCAUUUAAGCAAAACUGGUUCUAAAGAUGAUGAAUAAAGGACUUUGGUACAAGGAAACUUCACCUUUUAAUACAGUGCAAUUUUGGGUCACCAUCUAUCUCUUAAGAACUUUCGUAAUUGUCAAAGUAAACAUUUUAUAAAGCUCGAUUUCCUAACUUGCAAACCUAGUCACAAAAGUUUGUCUAGAGACUAUGUGGUUUUCUUUGGAAAAAAAAAAACCCACAACAAACUUGCCUUAAACGAAGGUUAGAAUGUGACAAAGGAUAUAGAGAGCCAAUGUGGUGCAGUGAAGAGUGCUAUCUAUCUGCAGUGUUUAUUAAUUUAUAUUUUACUCUGUAGUAAAAUCCUGUUAUAGUGAACCCGAUGAUACUGUAAACAUUUCCUGAUGUUCCUAUUCCACUUGAAAAAAAAAAAGCACUAUAACAGUGAUUGGUCACUUGACAGCAAAAUCCAUCAAAAUAAAUUAUUCCGUGGAAACAAGACCUUUGUCAUUUGUUUAUCUAAUAUGAACGUAGAAGGAGAACAUAAAAAUGGUUACAUUGCAAUACAGACUAGAGCUCUAUGGUCCCGUUUUCACUAGUUACUGCCUGAAAUAGUAAAUACUGGCGAAAGCAAGGCCAAGUAUUCUAGUCUGCUCCCAGAUGAGUGGUUACAGCAGGAGUAUGUCUUCUUUAUUCCCUGCGGUACCCAUCUGUUAGUCUUUCUCCAGCGUGCAUCUUUCCAGAAGGUCGGAUGGAUGUCUGUGGGGAGAGGAAAGUGCUUUCUUGCAGGUGUCUCGGUGAGUGGUGGGAUUCUGUAGCUCUUUCGUUGGAGAAAUGGGAGUUCCUUGGAGGGGUUUGCUGACGGAGCGGUGGGACGGUGGGAAGAAGCCAGCAUUCUGCCAAAGGGGUUGGGAGAACAUUUAUUUAUUUUUUUUCCCCCUAAUUUGUUCUCUUGUAUCAGAAAGAGAAGUCAUCUCUACUAUAUGAACAGUUACUGAAUACAGGAUGCCUUAAUGUCCAUUAUAAUUUUUGUUUGAUUUGAGAUGAACUUUAAUAAAUGCCUAUUUAUCUGC